CAAUGUUUCGAAUUUUCAAUAUUUCUGUGCAACUAAUUUGUUUCUUCUUCUCUCUUCCUUCUUCUUCUUAUUUCUUUGUGGCUUUACGCCCUCAUAAAGGGCCAAGUGUUCUCAAGUGAUGAAACAUUUUUCAACAAUUGAGGUGCUACACGGGAGUCAAGUUGUCACCACACGUUCUUAAAAAUGUCUUAAAUAUGUUUCAACAAUAAGCUUUUUCAAUAGUUCUUGAGAAGUUCUAUAGUUCCCGGUCUCGUUCUAAGGGUUGCUUUGGGAACUAGUGGUGAGUAGCGGAGAACCUUUGCCCGCCACUGCACAUUCGUGUUACGUUUAGCUCGACUUUGACAGGAUUCGCAUUGUCGACGGAGGCGAUGAUCACAAAAUCAUACUUCAAGACUCGCCGCUACGAUUUAGCGCCAUACUUUUGGUAUCACCUAAAACCGUAGCGUUGUGCAUCUCCCUACUCAUAUCUGAUGAAAUUCAGCUUGUCGGCAAUCUGCGUAGUCGUCUCUGUUAUAACUUCUCAUUGAAGUUUAUCUUUAGUUAAAAAUGUGUUAUCCGGCCGGUAGGCCGGAUUUUUGUUCUCACAGUAACAUAACGUAACUUUACGUGGGACAUUGUGUUCAUGAUUUUGCACGAUUUUUAUUGAACAACUGCAAUGCCAGUAUUAUUGAUAGAACGGUAACUUGCAUUGACUUGAUAUAACCUAGAAGUGGCUAACCAAUGUCGAAUAACAUGUGAUAAAAAUAAAUUAACAUCAUGACGUCCAAGACGGUAUUUAUUACUCAGGAAGGCCCUGCUAAUGCUUUGGCCCUCAAUAAAGAUAAUAGUCAAGUAGUAAUAGCUGGACGUAAUGUAUUCAAGAUAUUUGCAUUGCUAGAGGACAGGUUUGAGGAAGUAUGCAACCUCAGAGUAGGAAAAAAUCUAAAUUUGAAUUUUUCGUGCAACGACGUUGCAUGGAACCUCACCGAUGAUCAUAUUUUAGCAACUGCUGCUACUAACGGUGCAGUAGUUGUAUGGAAUUUAAAUAGACCAUCUAGAUCCAAACAGGAGCAUGUUUUUGUUGAUCAUAAACGAACAGUGAAUAAAGUAAGCUUUCACAUGACAGAACCCAUGUGGUUAAUUUCUGGUUCUCAAGAUGGUACUAUGAAAUGUUUUGACUUACGUACCAAAGAAGCUACAAAAACAUUCUAUAGCAAUACAGAAUCUGUAAGAGACGUACAAUUUUCUCCCCAUCAACAACACACAUUUGCAGCUGUGUCAGAAAAUGGACAUGUACAACAAUGGGACUUACGACGUCCUGAUCGUUACUUUCAACAUUUUACAGCUCACAGUGGUCCGAUAUUUGCCUGUGACUGGCAUCCUGAAGCUACAUGGCUUGCAACAGCCUCCAGGGACAAAACCAUAAAGGUUUGGGAUCUGACAGCAAAGCCAAGUUGCGACUAUACGAUUCAUACCAUUGCUUCAGUGGGUCGUAUAAAAUGGAGACCGCAAAGAAAGUAUCAUAUAGCUAGUUGUGCUCUUGUUGUGGAUUGCAGUAUUAACGUAUGGGAUAUCCGGAGACCAUACAUUCCAUUUGCCAGUUUUAAUGAGCAUAAAGAUGUGCCAACUGGAGUUGCAUGGCGUGGCGAUCCUCAAUCAUUCUUAUCAACCAGUAGAGAUUGUAACUUGUACCAUCAUGUAUUCAAAGAUGCUACGAGACCAGCAAGUAAAGCCAAUCCGCAAGGUAUUGCUCUUAACGCUAAAGGCGAUAUCGCUUAUGCGUGUAAAGUCAAUGUAAACGCUCCAACGUCUUCGGUGCGAAAGCAGCUCAUAUAUCCAAGGAAAAUGCCAACGAGUAAUGACACAUUUUAUAUGGCAUUUAGUAUGAUGCACAGAUUUACUGUAACCACACCGCAGGAACCCAAAUGGUUUAAAGCCUGUGCCGAAGGUUAUUUGUUGAGUGGUAAACUAAAUGAAAUUUGUGAUCACAAUGCAGUUGUGGCUAGCAAAGCCGGUCGGAAUGAUAUUAGUACUGUUUGGAGUAUAACAAAAACACUGUAUACGGAUUCUUUGGGUAACAUUCUAACUACUCCACCGACAGUGUCUAAGGAAGAUGCAGUGAACACGUUAAAUUUGUCACAGAUGGCUAUUGGACCAAAUGCAGAACAGACAAAUACGGGCCACGAGAACGAUGUAAAGUCUCUCCAAGGAGAAGCACCAGGCGUGAUAAGCGGAGGUGAUGAUGAAACUGAAACCGAUGAAACCCCGGAAAAUCACCAUUUUAUCGGACCUAUUCCGUCCGGGCGCUCGUUCUCGGGAAGCAAACGGCAACCAAAGGGUGAUUUCUUUUUCGGAGAGGGAGAGCUCGAGCCAAUGACAAUGGAGUAUACCAACGCGUACAUGCACAAUAUUAUUAAUAACGAUAACGACUGGACUCUACCAAAAGAAGCGUUUCCUUUAAGACACGAAAUACAGGACAGAUCACCACCGCCAGAACAAUUCCCUAAUCAUUCACCAGACAUAAAUGAUGACACAGGUGCCAUUACCGUCGAAGAUCAACCAUGUCAACUGAUAGUAACAGCAAUUCCAAAACCAGUAUUUUGGGACCCAACUCAUUUGAUAGAAGAGGCACUAAGACAUCACGCAGCCAUAAGAGACAUUCAAACAUCAGUCUCAAUCCUAAUUGCUCUCGGGGACAGACGGAAAAUUCUCAAUAUAGAAAUGGCUACGCAGGAACAUUGGCUACUCGAAUAUAUAGAUAUGCUUGGAAGAUUUCAGCUCUGGGAAGUGGCUACGCAGAUUAUACAACUGGCUUGGAUGCCUUCGGUCUCCCAAUUAAAUCAACAGUCCACAACAAUUCAUGCAUGUUGUUCGACUUGUACAAAACCAUUACAGAGAUCUGCAUGGUUGUGUGAUCGCUGUCAUACAUCCAGACACGCACUCUGCUCUAUCUGCCACCAGGUUGUACGUGGUAUCUACGUUUGGUGUCAAGGAUGCACGCACGGUGGGCACGUUACCCACAUCAGCGAGUGGUUUAAUUCGAAUAGACAAUGUCCAACAGGCUGUGGUCAUCUUUGCGAGUACACUUAACAGAGAGCCUAUUAUAUCUUUUACAAUUUCAAACGCAAGACUGCAACGUUAUUACGUUCAAGACUCUCGUAUGAGAUCGCCGCUGUAUCGAUCUUCAUUGCACUUACUUCCUCUAAACAAGAAAGUCGGUACGUUUACAAGCUAUUUCACAAUGGUCUAUUUAUUUGCUAGAUAGUUAAAAAGAUAAUUCGGUUCCCCAUUUCAGUGUUACGUCAUGUUAAACACGAGUGUAUAUAUUAUACUUUAAGGAAUUAAACAAAGAGGCAUUGUAAAACAAUGA
Molecule: messenger RNA, 3349 nt
Organism: Cephus cinctus (wheat stem sawfly)
Lineage: Eukaryota; Metazoa; Arthropoda; Insecta; Hymenoptera; Cephidae
Gene: Wdr24
Product: GATOR complex protein WDR24
Exons: 12
Coding region: 757-3069 (770 amino acids)
Biological process (GO): positive regulation of TOR signaling
Molecular function (GO): protein binding
Source: RefSeq, a predicted model, not a curated record